CAAGGGGACAAAACUACGAUAGGUGAAUAAAUCAAACUCAUUUUUGCUUAGUCUUAAUUAAGUCGCGAAAAGUGAAGGUUUAAAUAGUGAUUUCAUCGUAAAAAUUAUGAUUAACUAACAGUUCGCUUAUCGAGGUGUACAAUGAUAACAAAUAUGUGACGAAAAUAUUGUUUUGAAGCUACAUUUUAAGAAAAUAAUAACUUGUUGUUUGAAAGAAGGCAUAAAGUAAAAAAAGAGAAGAAUAAAAUUCAAAAAUAGAAGUUUAAAAUAAAAGAAAUAAAAAUAUAUAACUAGAAAAAGUCGUCGUUAUAUUAAAAUUAGUUAUGGAUUCAUUAAGAAAAUGGCUUAAUAAACCAAAGGCUGAUGAUAAAUCUCUCUUAGCGAGAUUUUAUCAUGCAGAUCGUGGCUUGACUGCUGUUGCAAAUGAAUUAGAUAGCUUUGAUGGUCGUUCAGAACCGGAAAGAUGUUCACGUUUAGUAUCAAAAUUGAGACAAGAACAGGAUCGUGUUCUUGGAAUAAUCAAUCAAAUAAUGGACGAACUUUUGGGGGAAGAUCGAGCGUGUCGUGCAUUUCGUGCCAAAUUUCCAGAAGAAGUUUUACAAGAGAGUUUAGCAGGUCAGCUUUGGUUUGGUGCUGAAUGCUUGUCAGCCGGCUCAGCAAUUCUCAAUCGUGAAGUUGAAAGUGCAGAAAUGCGUCCAUUGGCAAAAGCUGUCACAAAAUCUCUUGACAAUGUCAGAAAUUUACUACGCGAUCAGUGCCUUCGUAACAACACACCAAACUCACCAAUUCUAAAAUUAGACAUCAACGAUCAGUCAACAGAAACACUUUAUGAGUCGCUGAAGAUUUUCGAUCGUUUAUUUGCGGAGUUUGAGCUGCUAUAUGUCAGUGCAAUGGUGCAAGUAAAGACGAAGCAAGAACACGAAAUUCAAGAAUUAAUUUGCGUCUUAUUUUCCGAGACACUCCAAAGAGCUUUAAAACUUGGCAUUUUGGAACAAGAACAAGUCGAUUCUUAUGAUCCAUCACUCAUGUUCUCCAUUCCACGUCUUGCAAUUAUCAGCGGUCUCAUCAUAUUCAACAAUGGACCACUCAACAUGGAUCAACCAACUGACCAACUGUCAGAAAUGUUUCGUCCUUUUCGAAAGCUUCUUGUGAAAAUGCGCGACUAUCUUCGAACGUUAAACAAGAAUGAGCUGUUUCAAUUGGAGAAAUUGUUGUGUACAAACGAGGAAAUCAAUUUGACACAAACAUCACCAGACGAUAAUGCGCCACAAUGCAGCGAAGAAACAAAAAAAUUAUCGACAACAAAUGUUACAAUUGUGCCGAAUAAUGACACAAAUACGACAAAUAAAAGCAAUGAAAACUUUUACUCAAUAGAAAAAGGUUCGAAGAACGACGAGUGGGUGGCUGAUGAGUCUGAAGCUGUCGUCGAAGAGGGAGGUGAAGAAGAAACAACGAGUAAUUAUGAGAAUCUUGGAACAGCUGAUUGCGCAACAGGUUAUCUCGUGCCAAACACAAAUCUUGGGAAUCUCUUGCAACCAAAUGUAGCGCCACUAACGUACAAUAUCAUAUCAAACGAAAUCCAAGCGGCAAUCGAAGCGAACAGAAAUGAGGAAAGAACGACAACGAACCAAGAUAGUGGAAUGGGGACAGGUGAUAAUGGAAGUUUAGAUCGAAGUCCUGAGCAAGAGAACACAAAUGUACUGACUGGACAAUAUGACGAGAAUUGGGAGAAUUUAAGAAAAAUUGUGGAGCCGAGCUCGAGUAAAAUGUCAACUGAAAAUCUUCUUCAUCGUUUAUUUGUUUGCAUUGCUGGAGUCGCUGAUCAACUUCAAACCAACUUUGCAGCUGAUCUCCGUCAAAUUCUUCGCGCUGUCUUUCUCAUUAAUUGCACACAAGAAGAAGAAGAAAAACCAGCAAUUAUUGACGACACAAAAUCAAAGGAUAAUCAACAAGAUUUGUUUGAGUUUAGAGCAAGUGAAGAGAAUGUUAUUCGUCAGAGUAAUAGCAAUCAAGGAUCUAUUGGAUCGCAGCAAAGCAUUUGUUCAGCUGAAGAAGUUAAUCCUGAGUCAGAUGACGCCGUUUUUGAAGAGGAGGAAGAGGAUGAUGAAGAAGACGAUGAGGGGGAGUUGGGAGAUGGAAUUAUCAAGACACGAGACGAUAAUGAUAUUGAAAGAAGUCGAAAGCGACGUCACAAUCGAUUGUGCAGACUUUGCCUCAAGCCUGAAAAUGGAGAAAGUUUUUCUCAUAUUUUUACCGAGAACAACAAAAAUGCGGUGACAAUUUUUUUAUUGACCGGAAUUAAGGUGGAAGAUAACAGUCAAGCUCUGAUGUGUAAUCAAUGUUCAAUUAGUCUUUUUGAAGCUGACGGGUUUAGAUUACAAUGCUUGGAAGCUGAUAAAUAUUUUCAAAAUCUUGAAGUGAACAUCAAGAAUGAUUUUAAACCAUCAGAAUUUUGCAUCUACAUAGAAGAGUCAAAUACUUGUGAUGAUGAAACAAAAGAGUUUCUUGAACAAGAUCAACAUAACGUUUUACAAAUGAAAGUGAGUGAUGAAAAGUUCACGAAACAAACGAAAGGAAAGAAUUUGAAGCAAAACCAGUCGCGCCAAACACGUCAACAUGAACUUCAUACUUCCGUCAAAAAGCUUUCUGUUGGUAAAAUAUUUAUUUGUGAUCUCUGUGCAGAUAUUUUUAAAAGUAAACAAUCAUUUCGGAAUCAUUUUAAUCGUUCUCACACUUUAAAAUCCGAAGUUUUUCCUUGUUCUAUAUGCGGUAAAAUUCUUCCACAUCAGAAAGCUCUUUAUGCUCAUGAAAGAAUUCAUGUGAAAUCUGAAGUUUGCUGUCAGUAUUGUUCUAAAAUUUUCGACAGAAAAGUUCUUCUAAGUUCACAUAUUGCAAUCGUUCAUCACAAAAAGAGAAUAAGUCAGUGUCAGUACUGUCCGCAUCAAGCUGUCACUGGUGGUGCAUUGAGAAAACAUAUUCGAUGUAAGCAUUUGAAUCUUCGUCAACAUCAUUGUGAUUGGCCAGAAUGUGGAAAAUCUUUUCAUGAAAGGCAACAUCUGCUAAGGCACCACAGAUCACAUACCAAUGAACGACCAUUUGAAUGUAGACUUGAAGGAUGUGAUAAAGCUUUCAGAGAUCAUGCAAAACGUAAUCGACAUGAGAAGCAGAAUUGCCCUCGAAGACAUGAUUAAUCUUUUUUUUGUCAAUUCUCUUUAAAAAUUUCUCUCCAGCAUUAAUUCUCUUAAGACAGUCAUGAAAAAAGAAAUCAGAAAAUAUAAUAAAAUGAUAAGAAAUUU
This is a messenger RNA of Clunio marinus, 3296 nucleotides long. The record is from the annotation of a GenBank genome assembly. Lineage: Eukaryota; Metazoa; Arthropoda; Insecta; Diptera; Chironomidae.